Molecule: messenger RNA, 3975 nt
Organism: Diaporthe amygdali
Lineage: Eukaryota; Fungi; Ascomycota; Sordariomycetes; Diaporthales; Diaporthaceae
Exons: 8
Coding region: 1-3975 (1324 amino acids)
Source: RefSeq, a predicted model, not a curated record
AUGUUUUGGCGUGGCUUCAGCAAGCAGGAGAUCCGGGCAUUGCUGCUCAGGCUGAGAAGGGGACGGCUGCUGCUGUCGCAACAAGAGGACCAGCAGAAGCAGCAACAGAAGCAGAAGCCAGAGCCUACCGAGCUGAAGAAUAAGCUUGAGCCCUAUGGCUGCAGGGGGUUGCUUGUUCUCGGCACCGACUCCCUGCUGGAAUGCGACGCUAGCAACGCUAGGCCGGCACUGACGUCAUAUCGGCAGGGAUCACGAGAGCAGCUGCUGGCCCAGCAGCUCGGCAGCCCCCAGCGCCCAACGCCACUAAGCUGGGGCCGAUCCACCUCCAACAUCGAAGGCCCCGCGCCGGCGCAUCCGUUGCCCGCCAUGGCUGCUGCUGCUGCUGCUGCUGCCGAGCCUGCGCUGCCAGUCCAAGAAGAGCAGCCCUCGGGACAACAAAAUCAGCCGCAGGAGGAAGAGAAGCAGUCAGACGAGGGGCAAAAUGGCAAAGCUUCUCCUCAGUCGCAAGGGUUGGACCCUCCAGAGGACCCUCUGCGCAAUGCCCCGACCUUCAAGGACGAUUUGGCACCAGAGCGCGGGGAGGAGGAUACGCCCCCAGAGACGCCCAAGUCGCCAGGCUUCGUCGAGAAGACAAUGCAGAAGCUGGGCCUGAAUGACGUCCUCCUCAAGUGCAUGUUCAAAGGCUCUGUCGCGCCCGUCAUAGGCCUCGCGAUAUACCAGGCGGAGCCCGUGAUGCGCAUCCUGACCACACUGGGAUACCUCGUAGGCGUAAUCACCGUCCUGGCCCUCGCCGUUCUGCCUCGCGGCAAAUUCAUCCAGAACAUGAUCCUGAACUGCCUGUCCACCGCAGUGGGAUGCGCCAUGGCCAUGCUGAUCUCCUACACAGGUGUCAAGGCCCGCCUCAACACCUCCGACCUGCGCGAGAUGGCUGCCUUUAUUCAGGCCAAUGGCCGCGCCCCGUACAACUCCAGCCAGAGUGCCGUAUGUGGCGUCUGGCUGUUCUUCCAGAUCUGGCUGAGCAACGUCAUCAGGGCAAAGUAUCCCGCCUUCAAUGUGCCUGUGAUAAUCUACAGCAUCGUGGUCAACAUCUCGUGCACCUUCGGCCCCGAGUUCCCCACUCUCGCCACGGCCGAAGCUUUCAUCCAGAGGCUCCUGGCUGCUAUUUUUAUGGGUCUCGCCAUUGCAACGGGCGUUUCCCUUAUUGUCUUCCCCAUCAGCAGCCGUCAGGUUGUCGCGAAGCAGAUGGCAGGCGUCCUUGGCCUAUUCAAAAAGUCCGUCGUGCUCGAGAAAGAAUACCUCCAGGGCUUGGAGAAGGAGGACAUGUUCGCCCUUGAGAUCACCGAGACCUCGGCGGGCCGCUCAGAGCCGGAGAGGAAGGCAGGGAAGAAGGAUAAGGGCCCCAAACUGACCAAGGAGCAGAAGAAUGCCAUGGCCUUGAAAGGAACCAUUGGGGCCAUCAGGGAGCUCAUGGGAAAGAUUUACGGCGACAUGAAGUUCGCGAAGCGUGAUAUCGCCUGGGGUCACCUAAGCGCAAAGGAUUUCGGAGAGAUGUUCAAUCUGAUCCGCAUGUGUGUCAUCCCAAUGACUGGCAUUGGUACUAUCAUGGAUAUCUUUCAGAGAGUUGGCAGGGAAAGGGGCUGGGACAACAACGGCCCUGGCGACGACGGCGGCGUGUUCCAGCGCUUCGAGCCCAUCGGCAAGGAAGAGAGCCAGCGCAUCUGGAACGACAUCAUGAAGCAGUUGCACGAGCCCUUCGAGAUCUUGUCCGAGGCCAUCACCCAAGGAAUCGACCACGCCGGUAUCCUGCUCAAGCUAUUCCCCCAGCCCAAGGCCCAGAAGAAGGCAGCAGCCCAGAACGCUGGCGGGGAUGCCGACGUUGAGGCAUCUGGUGGUGAGCUCCGCCCGGGCCAGGUCGGAUUCUCCAGCGUCAUCAGUGAGAAAAUUGAAGUUUUCAACUCUCGCAAGGGCGAGAUUCUCCGGCUUUGGGCCAAGGACAAGGGGCUGUGCAGCGAUGGGAAUUUUGAGAACUGGGCCAAGGACAGCACAAGGUUGUUCGAAAAACGGCGCAACGACCAAGCACAGCUCUACGUGAUCUUGUACUUGGAGAAGUUGAUGCAAGCCACAGGCGAGGCUGUGCAAGAUCUCGUAGCCUUUGCCGAAGCGAAGGUAGAAGACGGGACCAUGACCAAGAAGCGGCUGAUCUUCCCCAACGGACGUCGCCUGCGCAAGUGGUUCCUCGGCAUCUUCAGCAACGAGGACUCGACCGCCGAGGACUCGCCCGACAUCAUGGAGACAGGUACCAAUGUCGUCUACCUUGGCCAGGGCUGGAUGAACAAGAAGGACCCGGAGCACCUCCCUGCCAGGAACGCCUGGGAGCGGUUCGGCAACGGCGUGCGCCGCUUCUCGCACUUCUUCGGCUCGCCCGAGUCCGUCUUUGGCUUUCGCGUUGCCUGUGCUACUAUGACUAUCGGUAUUAUUGCUUUCCUGGAGAGCUCGCAGCGUUUUUUUAUACAGCAGCGGCUUGUGUGGGCCAUGAUCAUUAUUGCUAUUGGGAUGACGCAGACGUCUGGCCAAUCCACAUUUGGCUUCCUCUGCAGAGUAGGUGGGACCUUCAUCGCCAUGGUCAACUGUUUCAUCAUCUACUACAUCGUCGACUACAAGAUACCGGGUAUUUUCGUCUUCCUAUGGCUUUUCAUCUUUAUUGAAUAUUAUUUCUUCUUCAAAUACCCACAAUUUAUACCCGCCGCCAUGAUCUGCAUUGUCACCCAGGUCCUCAUCCUCGGGUACGAGCUUCAAACCAACCUGCUCGGAGUCACAGCAUCAGAGUCCAGCGGACAGCCAUACUAUCCGCUCUACGAGCUCGCCCCAUACCGACUCGCCACCGUCGCAGCGGGUGCCUUCGUUGCCUUUUUCUGGACUGUGUUUCCCAGUCCCUUUACUGACAGGACGUGGCUUCGCAAGGAUCUAAGUGCGGUGCUAUAUCUACUCGCCAACUACUCGAGUGUCGUACAUACCACCAUGAAGGCGACAAUGAGUGGAACAGUUGGCGAUAUGGAGAUUCCAGGGACACCUGCGCACAGCCUGUUCAAAGUUCGGCGAAAGCUGUUUGGAAAAUUGACUUUGCUACUCCCCUCCCUGCAAAUGCACGCGAAUUUCCAGAAGUUCGAGCCCAGUCUUGGGGGCAAGUUUCCUGAGGAGCAGUAUCAGGACAUCAUAUUACGAUCUACUCGGAUCAUGAACUACUGCACUCUCAUGUCCUACGUCCUAACCUACCUGGCCCCCAAAGGGCCAGAAGAAAACUCCGACAAGGACUGGAUGCAUGUUCUCGGCGAGGUGUUUGAGGACGUCUCACCAGUACAUAACCAGAUUCUGUCCACGCUGACGCUGCUCUCCAAUUCCCUUCUCUCGGGCCAGUCUCUCCCACCAUACCUGCCCCUCCCCAAGCCCUACGAAAUGACAAGGCAUCUCCUCAGCAUGCCCGCGGAGAAUCCAAAGUCGCACCACAAAUCCUCUACCAAGGCAGCGCAACAUUCCUCCUCAUCAGCAUCAUCAGCGUCCUCCUCAUCCUCCACAUCAACCCACUCCCACCAAAGACCCGCAACCGGCGAACCCUCCAGCCAGCCCGCCAGCAGCACCAGCCAGCGCGACGAGUACAAGCCGUCGCUCGAGCCUUGGAGCCUGCUGGACGCGCGUAACAUGGAGCAGAAGGGCUACACCGAGUUCGCCGUGCUGCAGGUGUGCUCGACGCUCAUCAUCGGCGACCUCGAGGGCCUCAUCGCCACUGUUGCCGAGCUCGUCGGCACCGUCGACUUCAGCUUCCGCGUCGAGCAUUCUGACGAUAGCUCUGUCAGUGACCUGGGCAGCGUGCGGAGGGUCGGUACUUGGGCUUCGCGGGCUGCUGAGGCGAGGGCUGCUUCGUUGGCUAGUGGCGGGCAGGGAACCAGCGGUGACAGGGGCAAGGGAAAAAGGGAUUAA